Molecule: messenger RNA, 438 nt
Organism: Lycium barbarum (goji berry)
Lineage: Eukaryota; Viridiplantae; Streptophyta; Magnoliopsida; Solanales; Solanaceae
Exons: 2
Coding region: 1-438 (145 amino acids)
Source: RefSeq, a predicted model, not a curated record
AUGGUCUUGGCCUGGUUACUAAAUUCUCUUAGCAAAGAGAUAGCAGAGAGUGUGAUUUACUCGCAAACGUCUGAGGAUAUCUGGACUGAAUUGGAGCAAAGGUAUGGCCAGAAAGAUGGCACCAAAAUGUUUCAGUUGCAAAGGGAAUUGAACAACAUCUCUCAAGCAACUAGUGAUAUGGCUGGACACAUCACAAAACUGAAAAGGAUCUGGGAUCAAAUGAAGUUCCUUAUGGGACUAAAUGAGAAUUAUUCUGGAAUAAGAGGAAAUAUUUUAAUGAUGAAGCCACUCCCUACCACAACACAAGCAUAUUCCAUUAUUUUGCAUGAGGAAACACAAAGAGAAGUGCAUACUGGAAACCAAGUUACUACUGAUUCUAUUGCUUUCAACACUAUUACCCAGAAAUGGAGCAAUCAAAAGGGUAAUAAUCGAUACUAG